Messenger RNA from Penaeus monodon (black tiger shrimp), 117 nucleotides. RefSeq names its product E3 ubiquitin-protein ligase BRE1A-like. Lineage: Eukaryota; Metazoa; Arthropoda; Malacostraca; Decapoda; Penaeidae. The annotation marks the transcript as partial. The record is from RefSeq and is a predicted model, not a curated record. The transcript is spliced from 2 exons.
GAGGAAGAGGAGGAAGAACGAGCAAGGAGGCAAGAGGAGAAGAAGAAAAGGAGGAGGAAGAGAGAGAGAUGAGAGAGAGAGAGAGGAGAGAGAGAGAGAGAGAGAGAGAGAGAGAGA